AUGCUCUCGAAUGCUUGCAUCGUAGGUUUCAAGAGGUUUGUGUUAAUAACCGUAUCAAUAUGCAGAGAUGGACACCCGCUGGGAUGGCCGAAAAAUGGCUUCCCGGCGCCGCAAGGUAGAUAUUACUGUGGUGUGGGCGCCGACAAAGCGUACGGCCGUGAGCUCGUGGAUGCACACUAUCGAGCGUGCUUAUACGCUGGACUGCAGCUUUUCGGCAUUAAUGCAGGUAAAUAG
Gongylonema pulchrum is the source of this 234-nucleotide messenger RNA. NCBI's taxonomy places the organism in Eukaryota, Metazoa, Nematoda, Chromadorea, Rhabditida, Gongylonematidae. The record is from the annotation of a GenBank genome assembly.